Messenger RNA from Salvia miltiorrhiza (redroot sage), 612 nucleotides. RefSeq lists its product as uncharacterized. The transcript has 2 exons. Bases 1 to 612 code for a protein of 203 amino acids. Lineage: Eukaryota; Viridiplantae; Streptophyta; Magnoliopsida; Lamiales; Lamiaceae. The record is from RefSeq and is a predicted model, not a curated record.
AUGGAUCGCGAAUUCGAUGAAUACCUCGAGCAACAAGGCGUUUCGAGGCUUCCAAUGAUGGGAUUUGCUCCAUUUUCGCAAGCCUUCAAUGUCUUGGCUACGGGAAAUCUUCCCACGCCGGCGCCGAACGCCAACGUCCAAGAAGAGCCGGAGGCUGUGAAGCCGAAAGCCAAGGGCACCCGCGCUGCAUAUUCUAGCGAGGAGUCCGAGCUCGUGGCAAUCUUGUGGGCGGAGGCAACCCACAGUCCUAUUUUGGGGACCUCCCAAAGGUUGCUCCAAUAUUGGGGAGCAAUCGCGGAGAAGUUCAACGCGCUUAAUGAGUCGGGAGCGCCGCCGCGAAAGGCGGAACAUCUCAAGUCCCACUUUGCCCGUGUCCAAAAGGAGACGAAAUUCUUCGAGGGCUUCUACAACACUUGCAAGGAGAAUUGGAGGAGUGGUAUGAGCGACGAUCAAAUCACCCAACAAGCCCAGACGAUGUUCGAUGCGAAUUUCAAGAAGCAAUUCUCCUACAUCAAAGCUUGGAAAGUGCUUCGCGACUGCGAAAGAUUCAUGUCGCAAGCCGGGAUGUCCACUCCGCAAAGAAGUCGAAGGGCUCCGAUGUUUGUUGACUAG